Messenger RNA from Sinocyclocheilus grahami, 923 nucleotides. Its product is annotated as rho guanine nucleotide exchange factor 11-like. Lineage: Eukaryota; Metazoa; Chordata; Actinopteri; Cypriniformes; Cyprinidae. Gene Ontology annotation, molecular function: G protein-coupled receptor binding; guanyl-nucleotide exchange factor activity. The record is from RefSeq and is a predicted model, not a curated record. The transcript has 5 exons. The coding region runs from base 55 to 507 and encodes 150 amino acids. Gene Ontology annotation, cellular component: cytoplasm. Gene Ontology annotation, biological process: G protein-coupled receptor signaling pathway.
GAAGGGGACAGUGAGGGACAGCAGUUGUCUUCCAGCAGCUUUGGAGAGGACAGCAUGGACAGUCCGACCAUAUCGGUGCGUUUGGCUCGUAGCGAGUCUUUGAAGGCUCAGGGGGAGGGGCGUCGGCGAGGAGGCGGGACGGGGGCGGAGUCUGUCCCUCGUUCCCGUAGCGAUGUGGACAUGGAGGACUGUGAGGAGAGGGAGGGGCCGGGACUGAGGCCGUUACAUCACAGCGCCUCGUCUUCAGCCUCCAGCAGCUCGGCACGAUCGCUGGAGAACCCGACGCCGCCGUACACGCCUCGCUCUCAGCGCAGGAUGCUGGACGCUCCGGUGGCUCUGUUACCAGACGCGCCGGCUCUGGACGAGGACGUGAUCGACUCGCAGAACUGGCAGGAGACGGUUGAGCCGCACGUUCUGGCAUCACUCAGCUCACGGGAGAUCGACCGACAGGCCGUCAUCUACGAUGUGUACAGCGUGAAAUCUCAAUGCCUGACUUCCUGGAAUUAAUAACCAGCCCAGGGUGAAGCUUAAACUGUGAAAUAGGAGAGUUUUUCACUUAUCGAGCAUCAGAUCCGUCAGGCUCUGUGGCUCUGUAAUCAGCAGCGUUUCUCCUCCGGCCGGAGAAAUGAGCUUCCUGACAAUCCCAGACAUGCCGGAGAUGUUUCGUUUGUUUUAAGAUGAUACAUCUCUGAAAACUAUACCAGUCAAAGUCAUUUAUGAUCUCAGAUAGCCUCGAGCCUCAGACUUCAGUGUGUUUAUGGGCUACAUGGAAAAACGGGACCAAUUUUAAGAAAUUGUAACCCAAAUCUUAGGUUGUUUUGAGAUGCACGUCCUGACGUCACUUGGCAUGAUGAGAACAAACUCAAGACAGAUUUGAGGAAAUUAGACUGUCAGCCCCUUGUCAGGUUUUGGUGCAUUUUACA